Molecule: messenger RNA, 2607 nt
Organism: Meleagris gallopavo (turkey)
Lineage: Eukaryota; Metazoa; Chordata; Aves; Galliformes; Phasianidae
Source: RefSeq, a predicted model, not a curated record
AUGAGGGCUGUGAAGAUGGUGAAGGAUUCAAAAAGAAGUGUUUAUGACCAGAUUCCUUCUUGGAUAGAACAGGAGCGAGCCUAUGCAGUGGCAUCUUUGAAGACUUCUCUCCCAUGUCUCUAUCAGACUCUUGGUUUAGAAGAUGAAGGUUUGUGGCGCACUUUUUCUCAGAGCUCUGUGUGUGAGCAAGACUUCCCAUCUGCUAUUGUAAAAAGAAUUUCUUUAUUUCAGCAGGUACUUGUGGUCCAAGCUCUUAGACCAGACAGGCUGCAGAGUGCUAUGGCUCUUUUUGCAUGUAAAGCCCUAGGAAUAAAAGAAUUGUCUCCAUCACCUCUGAAUCUGAAACGUCUGUAUAAAGAGACUCUGGAAACUGAGCCUAUAUUGAUAAUUAUUUCUCCUGGUGCUGAUCCUUCUCAAGAAUUGCAAGAACUUGCCAGUGUUGAAAGAGAUACUGAGUGCUACCAUCAGAUUGCAAUGGGCCAAGGUCAGGCUGACCUAGCUAUUCAGACUUUGAAAGAAUGUGCACGCAACGGAGAAUGGCUGUGUUUAAAGAAUCUGCAUCUUGUCAUACCUUGGCUUCCUGUAUUAGAAAAGGAACUGAAUACACUGCAGCCUCAACCAAACUUUCGCCUUUGGCUUACUACUGAAGUUCAUCCAAAAUUCACUCCAAUUUUGCUUCAGUCAAGUCUGAAAAUAACCUGUGAAGCACCUCCAGGCCUCAAGAAGAACCUCCUACGAACCUAUGAAUCUUGGACACCUGAACAAAUUAAUAAAAAGGGAAAUUUGUCUCGAGCCCAUUCUCUCUUUUGUUUAGCAUGGUUUCAUGCUGUAUGCCAAGAAAGAAGAAAUUACAUUCCUCAGGGUUGGACCAAGUUUUAUGAAUUUUCUUUAUCUGAUCUCCGUGCUGGUUUUGACAUUAUUGAUAGACUCUUUGAGGGAUCCAAAGAUUUUCAGUGGGAAUUUGUUCAUGGCUUGUUUGAAAAUGCAAUUUAUGGAGGCCGCAUCGAUAAUUACUUUGAUAUGAAGGUUCUUCGGUCCUACUUGGAGCAGCUUUUCAAUUCAAAUGUCAUUGGCAAUUUUAAUGCUAGAGGCAGGAAGAUGACUAGUUUCCUGCAUUCAAUCUCUUUACCAAAUUCUUGCAGUAUUUUGGAUUAUCGUCAUAUUAUUGAAAGCCUUCCAGAAGAUGAUAAACCUGACUUUUUUGGUCUACCUGCUAAUAUUGCUCGUUCAUCACAACGUAUGAUCAGUUCCCAGGUCAUUUCACAGCUUCGGAUCCUGAGCAGGUCAGUAAGUGCUGGCUGCAAAUUUGACAGAGAAAUAUGGUCAGCUGAACUUUCACCUAUUCUCAGCCUAUGGAAGAAACUUAAUCAGAAUUCUAACCUGAUUCAUCAGAAGGUGACUCCUCCAGUGGAGCGGCAAGGAUCUCCAAUCUUAUCGUUCAUUACUCUUGAACAAUUUAGUGCUAUUCGCCUUGUGCAAAGUGUCCAUCAGUCACUUGCUUCUUUAAGUAAAGUCAUUAGAGGUACCUCAUUACUGAGUUCUGAAGUACAAAGGCUUGCAAGUGCUCUGAUAAAUCAGAAGUGUCCUCUCACAUGGCAAAGCAAGUGGGAAGGUCCAGAAGAUCCUUUACAAUAUAUUAGAAGUCUUGUAGCUCGAGCACUUGCCAUACAGAAUUGGGUAGAAAAAGCAGAGAAGCAGAAACUACUGUCAGACACCCUGGACCUUUCAGAGCUAUUUCAUCCAGAUGCAUUUCUCAAUGCCUUACGCCAGGAGACUGCAAGAGUAAUGAGCUGUUCAGUGGACAGCCUCAAAUUUACAGCAUCAUGGAAAGGACGAAUACAGGAAGGCAAACUCCAAGUUAAGAUCACUGGCUUACUGCUGGAAGGCUGCAGUUUUGAUGGAAAUAGACUUUCAGAAAAUCUGCAUGACUCUCCCAGUGUGUCAUCUGUUCUCCCUUGUUACAUGGCCUGGAUUCCACAGGAUGCAUAUGGUCCAUAUUCUCCUGAGGAAUGCAUAUCUCUGCCAGUCUACACCAGCAUGGAGAGAGAUCGUGUGGUGACAAAUAUCGAUGUACCUUGUGGAGGAAACCAAGACCAGUGGAUUCAAUGUGGAGCUGCUUUAUUUUUAAAAAAUCAGUAAUAUAAGACUGCUGAAUUUCAGAACCAUUUAAACACUUCGUUUGUUCCUUGUUAGAAGAGCCCUUCAGUUUAAUAGCUCGUAUAUUUUUAAAGCAAUGGUAUAUAGAUACUUUUUUUUUUCCUUUUUGUAAACUAUCUAAAAUAAUUUAAUUCUACUUAAGUGGAACUUCUGCCAUAUUCCACUAAGAUAGAGAGAAGUUAAUGCAGCAAUACUUAGCAAACUGUUACUUUGAGUUAUUAUUUCUCUAAACUGUAACACGAUGUAUUUCUUUCUCAGAUUUUUCAGAUUCUUUCUCUAUCGUAAUGUGCAGUUUUGCCCAGUGCAAACCAAUAAACAUAAAAUAUAAAUGCAAAGCCAGUGUAUUUUUAACAGACUUUUUCAUUAUAAUUUUUGAACUGUUACUAUUCUUAAGUAACUCUUAUGACUCUGAAAUCGCAUUUAUUUAGUAAAAUAAAAUUAUAAAACUUA